This is a messenger RNA of Letharia lupina, 741 nucleotides long. RefSeq lists its product as uncharacterized. Bases 1 to 741 code for a protein of 246 amino acids. Lineage: Eukaryota; Fungi; Ascomycota; Lecanoromycetes; Lecanorales; Parmeliaceae. The record is from RefSeq and is a predicted model, not a curated record. The transcript is spliced from 4 exons.
AUGUCAAUCAGUUCAGCAGAAGCCGCAUACCAGCUUGCUCAUGCCCACCAAAGCAAGACAGGCCAGCUCAUCGGUUCGACUGCCGCACUUUCAGCUUUAGCGACAGUGCUGGUACUUGCGCGCUUCAUUACCAGAGUACACACAAAAGUUGGUUUGAAGGCAGAUGAUUGGGCUAUUGUGAUCGCCUUGCUCAUUGCCUGGGGAGAGUUCGUGACCAAUGUCAUAUGCGGUCACAAUGGGCUGGGAAGGCACCUGAUCACAGUCACGCCGAAUGAAGCCAUCGUUCUCGAGAAGGCCCUUUAUGCGAACGUACUCGUCUUUCCGAUUGCCAUCUGCAUCAUCCAGCUCUCGAUCCUCCUAUUCUAUGUUCGCGUUUUCACCCUCCGAGAUGCUCGAUUCAAGAUUGCGCUGCUGGUGUGCGCUGGUUUGUCGGUUGGAGUCUGCGUGUCACAAGUCUUUCCCACAAUAUUUCAAUGCUCGCCCAUUGCAUAUUCCUGGAACAAAGCCAUCGUAGGAGGGCAUUGCAUCAAUGUACACGUCAUGUGGAUUGCCCAAGACAUUCUUUUCCUUGUCUUGGAUAUCUAUGUCGUCGUACUCCCGCUGCCUAUGAUCUGGAAUCUCCAGAUAACUAGACCGGAGAAGAUUGCUGUCAGCGGCAUGUUCCUUCUGGGGUCCUUGUGCGUUCUACUUCUCCCUGCAAAAAAGUGCCUUGGCUUACGGGUAACAGCAUCGCCGUGGUGA